Molecule: messenger RNA, 2067 nt
Organism: Sesamum indicum (sesame)
Lineage: Eukaryota; Viridiplantae; Streptophyta; Magnoliopsida; Lamiales; Pedaliaceae
Source: RefSeq, a predicted model, not a curated record
AAAUUUAAUAUUUAAAGUAAAAUAAAUAAAUAAGUAAAUAAAAUAAUGAAUGGAGUCUUGGUUUGGGGCAAUGAAGAUCCAUGUUGAUUGGACAGUGUGAAAUUUAGGGCUGGAAAUUCAUAUUUCAAUCUUCUUUCACAAGUUAGGCGCAAAUGUGGAGGAGAAACGCACUGGGAGUACGAAAUACAACCAUAAUUUCAUCAAAGACUUUCAAAAAUAAUGCGCAAGAAGACCAAGAUUCUGAUCAGAGCAUCUCUGAAGAGGAGAUAGGUUUGGAGGAUGAGUGGAGAGGAAAUGCGAUUUCCUUUGGUGGAGCAGGAGAUAACAAGGGGGGUAUGCAGGUCUUAUCACAACUUGAGCUACUUAGAGGUUCUUAUGAACUUCAUUCAACUGAGAAGGAGGCUGUAUCAUCUCAUGAGAGAAAAGUAGGUUGCCAUAUUGAUGAUGAAGUUGAAGAUCCUCUCUUCAAUGAUGGGGAUGAAACCAACCUCUACACGAGAAUUGCUAAUGCUACCUGUACCCUCUCAAAUGAAAGAAUAGUCUACUUACCAACAAUGGGUUCAGUCUCAGAUUCAGAUGAAGAAAUUGUUUCCAAUGAUGAGAAAAUCCACCCUCCUGCGCUUAGGAGUGUACUAGAGAAUGUGGGUGGCACAUGCUCUGAAGCAAGUCAGCAAGUGGAGACACUAAUCCGAUUAAAUGAGAAUCCUAGCUGUUCCUCAUCCCAUGGUGUCUUUGUGAAGGAAAAAAGACCCUCUAUAGGUGCAGGUCAUAGUACAAAAGCCAAGCCCAAAUUUUUAUUCCGUUUGCAUUCACGGAUUUCAAAAUCAGAUGAAGUUAGUGCUGUAGCUGGUGAAGACAUGAGCAAAUUUAAGGAUGAGUCUGAGCUGAUUUUUCAUGAAAAAGAACCCAAACAGCCAGAAAAAUACAUAGUCCCAUCCGAACUGGCCCAUAAAUAUGAUCUGAAAGAGCAUUCGAUGGUUGAAUUUCUAGACUGCUUCCAGGAGAGGAGUGAUCUGCCACUAGAAUGUCCAGAACCAAUAAUGCAGAUUAAGGGAAGAGAACGAAGAGUGCAGAUGGUUUUAAAAAGAAAUAAGUCUUCAUUCGGUUGUAGGAACCUGGAUGAUGAUGAUGACCUACCUGAGGCUCUGGAUAGUGGGCUUCCCUGUUGCAGUGAUGAUGAGGAGAAUCCUCAAAGUCUAAAGUCAAUGAUCCCUAGGAGGACUAUGGCAGAUCAAUUUCAUGAAGCUUUGGGGACAGUGUCUGCAGUUGAUGAGAGGCCCCACUUGGCUUUCCAAGACCGUUCUGGUAGCAGUGGGCUAUAUGGGAAGUUGCAGCAAGUGAUGCUGAGCGAGAAAGAAAAAGAUAUGGAUUACUUCAAGAAUAUAAGUGCAGGAAUCAGUUCCAAAGAUGACCGAAUGUGCAUCUCCAUGAGAAUUUUGUCAAGGUCUCUGGAAGCAAAGCUGAUUGUUUGUUCUUGCGCACCUGUUGGAGAGGGAAAGAAAUCAUAUUGGGAGGAUAGCUUGCGUAUGAGAAUGAAAGGGGUGGCAAGGACUUUGACCAUCAUCUUCAACCCGAGAAUAUGUAGUGAUGUUGAGCUGGAAGUUGGCAGCCUGAUUCUCAUACACCCUCCUUGGAAGGAGGUGGAGGUGAAGGUGAAGGGGAAAGAUGAAAUAAUCCUUUUGUGCCUAUAUUUUUCCCAAGUCCAACCUUGACUAAUCCUGCUUUUUAGUAAACAAAAGAUAGUUGGAUGCGACACAGUAUUUAUGAACUCAACUGGAUCCUCGCACCGAGUAAGAGUUGUGAACAUGUGAGAUGGAUGUUGCUGAUGCUGCAUAACUUUAUUACUCGGGAACUUGGUAUUACCCUGUUAAAACACUUGGUGUACUCCCAUCGCACGGGGCACAGAAUUUAGUUCAGAAUGGGAGUUCAUGGAUUUGAAAUCCUUUGCAACACAUAAUUAGCCAUACAAAAUCAAUGGAUUUGUUAUCAUGCAUUUGAAAUACUUAGUUGCAAAUCUUCCGAUUCAAAUUCAACUUGAAAGAAUUAAUCUCUGACUCAUUCCAAUAA